CAUUUCUCUUUCUUCAAUUUCUCCUCAACCAACUCAUCAACUUGACGAAUCAAAAACGUUUUCAUCCUCUUUAACGUCAACCAACUUAACAACUUAUCAAUCUUCACUCUCGGACGACCCUUCCAAGAUAUAAUUCAAUCAAUUUCGAACAACAUGAACAACCCAAUGUCACCAAUGUUCUUAACCAACCCAAUUUUACACAUCACCGGUAUUCUACCAGCAGUACCAGAUAGCGAUCUCAUUGAUGCCUUACAAGAGUGUCUCAGGGCUAGGCUUCGGAUCAAUCGAGAUGGAAGCAAGUGGGAUGAGACUACCGGUGUAGUAGAGUUUGAGAAACUCGAGAAUGCUGAAAAGGCUUACGCUACCUUACAAAAUUACUACUUUCCCGAGUUCAAAUGUACCAUGAAGUUAUCUCAUUCAGCUGACCCUACAGCCGAUCCAAAACCAUCCGCUAAAAUCCGUUUAGUCAAGUUCUUACCACCUAAUAUCACCCCUGGACAACUAUUUUCCCUUUUUCGACCUUUCGGACCAAUCUAUCGUGUCGCUUUAAAUUACAUACGCACUGAGAGCGAUCAACCUGUCUUUUCUGGUACGGCUCUCAUCGAGUACUACGACGAAAACCAGGCUUCUUUGGCUCAAAUCGAGAUGCAUUGCAGUGAGGUACAAAAUCAUACGAUUGCAGUAGAACAGUACGACGAUAAGAGGGAUCGGAAUGGGCGAGCUACUGCUUCGAUGAACAUUUCACCUUCUGGUCUUGCAUCUCAGUGGGCACAAGCCACUCCGUUCAUACCUGUCUCCGGUGCUUCUGAUAGCAACGCAAACGUGUCAAGAUGGGCCAGCGAUCAGACUCAGGCUCAACCUUAUCACCAUCAUCAACAUCCUCUUUCACCUCUCAAUGAAUCCUCACGAUCGGCUGUAUCAAAUUGGACCUUGUCACCUCAAACUCCUCUGAAUGGCGCACAUCUCAAUCGAGCACCUUCUCAGAGCACCACAAAACAUAUCGAUCCUUGUAACCUCUUUAUCAAAGGUUUAGGUGCUGAUGUCGAUUCAGGCGAUCUAUUUCAUGCUUUCAAGAAGUUUGGUACUAUUGUCUCUGCUCGGGUCAUGAAGAAUGAAGUGACAGGAAUUAGCAGACAGUUUGGUUUUGUGAGCUUUUCUACCGAAGCUGAAACUUCAGCUGCAUUAGAGGCCAUGGAUGGUGCUCAGAUUGGAUCAACCACGAACAAGAUUGUGGUGCGGCUACAUGAGUUGAAGAAGCACAAAGAAGGUAGGACUAAAACCGUGAAAUCGCCCAGGAGUCCGAACGAGAAUAGCCAACACGCUGGAUUCAUGUCAAUGCAUGGUGCGACAUCUCCUAGACUUAGUCGAGCAGGUAGCAUGGAUGCCCGUACAGAUAUUCAAAUGGCGGAGGUUAUGGCUGGUAAUAGUAUGGAGCUGAAUCGAUUGCAGUCAGACAGCCCAGCUAUUGCGCCUUCCAUGCGGUCCGAAAGCCGAUUUCCCCUAUCGCCUCCGACAGUUCAAUUAUCUUAUGCCUUAUUAUCAGGAAACACUCCUUCCAGCCGCCAUUCUCCCACCCCUUCCAACGUUUCUCUAACACCUUUAUCAGAACGCGAAAGGAUGCUCACAGCCGUCCUGAAACUCAAUAAUCCUACCAUUGGACAAAGAUUAGAUGAACUAGUCGAUCUCUUGAUGGGUCUACCUGCCAAAGAGAGAAAACUUUGUUUAUUCAAUCCUCAAGUCUUAGCUACCAAGGUCUGUGAAGCUAAAGAAAUCAUGGAUACCCCCGAUGAAGUGAUGGAGAUAGUAAACGCAUCAAGUGCAGCUUUACCUGUACCAUCACCUGCUGUACCUGUGACGACAAACUUGGAUGCUUCUAAUACUUCUCAAGCUGCCUCAUUACCUACACCCGCACAGACCCCAUCAAGACCCUCGUCAGCUACUCGUGUCAACUCGGAACAAGCGCCUGCGCCGACUACACAAGAACCCACUAUAGCCGCCUCAUCAACACCGGCACUUUAUCUUACAACUAAGGAUCUAGCUAAACUUCCUUCAAAAGAAAUUGUAGAUCUCAUCUUUACUUCAUCACCUCUGAUCCAAGCGGAUAUCAUGCCAAGUUUUGAUCAAAAAGUCAAAGAAGAAACAGAUGAAUGGAUGGAUAAGUUGAUGACUUCCACAAUUCAUCAACAAAAGCAAAAAUUAGGUGAAAAGGUCUUUAAAGCCUUGAGAACAUUUGGGAUCAAAGGAUGUCCAAAACUUACAGUUGAUUUACUUGAUUCUGAAGAUUUAAGAUCUUUGGCUCAUUUAAUGAACUCAUUCUCAGAUAUUCUAAAACAAAAGGUUUUAAUCAAAGCUACAUAA
Melampsora larici-populina 98AG31 is the source of this 2358-nucleotide messenger RNA. RefSeq lists its product as uncharacterized. The transcript is spliced from 5 exons. The record is from RefSeq and is a predicted model, not a curated record. Bases 154 to 2358 code for a protein of 734 amino acids. Gene Ontology annotation, molecular function: RNA binding. NCBI's taxonomy places the organism in Eukaryota, Fungi, Basidiomycota, Pucciniomycetes, Pucciniales, Melampsoraceae.